GUUGUCGUAGACACCGGUCCGCACCGCUAGGGACUAAAAUCGCCAAACGUCCGGCCAGGUUAUUAAUCGGUGUUUAUUCACCAGAGAAAGGACAUGUCUUAAAAUAAACGGGAAAAGGAAACAAACGUGCGAUUUCUGUUGGUCUGAAGCUUUAACCGGAGUAAAGAUGCUGACGGACGUGAUAGUAGAAGAGGGAUUUGCCCACAAUGAAGAGGAGCUGUGGUACAGCAGGAAGGAUUUGGAGCACGAUCUCCAUUUGGCCGCUGAGCUGGGUAAGACACUGUUGGAUAGGAACCAUGAACUGGAGCAAGGCCUUCAGCAGAUGUACUCUACCAAUCAGGAACAGCUGCAGGAAAUUGAGUAUCUGACCAAGCAGGUGGACCUCCUUCGGCAGAUGAAUGACCAACAUGUCAAGGUUUAUGAGCAGCUGGAUCUUGCAGCACGAGACCUAGAGAAAAGCAACCAAAGGCUGGUGCAGGAGAACCGCACUGCCCAGCGCAGAAUCCAGAGUCUCACUGAGACAAUAGAUGGGUUGCAGACUCAAAUGGAGAACCUACAGAAGCAGGUGGGUGAGCUAAAGACGUCCCAAUCCAGGAGAGAUUUUGCAAACGCUCGCCGCAGCCUUGUUGCCCAGAGCAUGUCCUGCCUAAAGGAAAUAUAUGAUCUCCAACAAGAUAACUCUGAGAGUCUUCGUGAGGAAAGGUCCUGGCCCACACUGGUUGACAGAGGAUUAGAAGAGGACACCUCCACCCUGCAACACACCCUUAAAGCAUUGAAGGCACAGCUGGCAGCGGAGCGUGCCCGGCGCGUUGAGGCUGAGCAGGAGAUGGAGCUGACGGUGCAAGAGAAUAGCGUUCUGGAGAAGCGCUUGAACCUUCAAGAGGCCGCACGCUGUCGACAGGCAGAGCUAGAGGCCGAGGUGGAGGAGCUACGCCAGCUGUGGCGCUCUGAGUCGUCAAGACCAACAGACACUCUGCUACCCGAUACAGUUUUCUUUGCCCUAGAGGAAAGGGUGGGGGUGGGGCAAGAGGAAGAGGAGGAGUCCUCAGAGUUUUCUCAGGGCAGACGACGCUGCAGCAGCGAGAGCUACGUCCGAGGAGCGCGGGCUAACGAUAUCCGCCGCGGACACGAGCGCACGUGUAUACGCCGAGCCCAAGCAGUGAAGCAGCGUGGGAUCUCGUUGCUAAAUGAGGUGGAUGCCCAGUACAGUGCACUGCAGGUGAAAUAUGACGAACUGCUACGCCGCUGCCAGCAAGGGGCAGAAAGCCUCAGCCACAAAGCCGUACAAACGCCCACCGUUGACACGCCACGUCGCAGGAGUCUCUUAACAGUCGCAACGACCACAACAGAGACCAUCUGCCCUGCAGAUGAGCUUCAUCAGCCAGAAUACAAAGCCCUGUUUAAAGAGAUCUUCACCUGCAUUCAGAAAACCAAAGAUGACCUUAGUGAGAACAGAGCUUUGAAUCUAGCACAAUUAGUUUAAAGCUCUGCUGAAUUUGAGAUGGAAGUAUUAAAGGUUCAAAUCUAGGUCUCUAAACUACCAGAUGUAGUUGGAGGAA
This is a messenger RNA of Paramisgurnus dabryanus, 1559 nucleotides long. Lineage: Eukaryota; Metazoa; Chordata; Actinopteri; Cypriniformes; Cobitidae. The record is from RefSeq and is a predicted model, not a curated record.